Molecule: messenger RNA, 1356 nt
Organism: Culex pipiens pallens (northern house mosquito)
Lineage: Eukaryota; Metazoa; Arthropoda; Insecta; Diptera; Culicidae
Product: trichohyalin-like
Exons: 3
Source: RefSeq, a predicted model, not a curated record
GAAACAAGAAACAAGAAACAAGAAACAAGAAACAAGAAACAAGAAACAAGAAACAAGAAACAAGAAACAAGAAACAAGAAACAAGAAACAAGAAACAAGAAACAAGAAACAAGAAACAAGAAACAAGAAACAAGAAACAACAAACAAGAAACAAGAAACAAGAAACAAGAAACAAGAAACAAGAAACAACAAACAAGAAACAAGAAACAAGAAACAAGAAACAAGAAACAAGAAACAAGAAACAAGAAAAAAGAAACAAGAAACAAGAAACAAGAAACAAGAAACAAGAAACAACAAACAAGAAACAAGAAACAAGAAACAACAAACAAGAAACAAGAAACAAGAAACAAGAAACAAGAAACAAGAAACAAGAAACAAGAAACAAGAAACAACAAACAAGAAACAAGAAACAAGAAACAAGAAACAACAAACAAGAAACAAGAAACAAGAAACAAGAAACAAGAAACAAGAAACAAGAAACAAGAAACAAGAAACAAGAAACAAGAAACAAGAAACAAGAAACAAGAAACAAGAAACAAGAAACAAGAAACAAGAAACAAGAAACAAGAAACAAGAAACAAGAAACAACAAACAACAAACAAGAAACAAGAAACAAGAAACAAGAAACAAGAAACAAGAAACAAGAAACAAGAAACAAGAAACAAGAAACAAGAAACAAGAAACAACAAACAAGAAACAAGAAACAAGAAACAAGAAACAAGAAACAAGAAACAAGAAACAAGAAAAAAGAAACAAGAAACAAGAAACAAGAAACAAGAAACAAGAAACAAGAAACAAGAAACAAGAAACAAGAAACAAGAAACAAGAAACAAGAAACAAGAAACAAGAAACAAGAAACAAGAAACAAGAAACAAGAAACAAGAACGACAAGAACGACAAGAACGACAAGAACGACAAGAACGACAAGAACGACAAGAACGACAAGAACGACAAGAACGACAAGAACGACAAGAACGACAAGAACGACAAGAACGACAAGAACGACAAGAACGACAAGAACGACAAGAACGACAAGAACGACAAGAACGACAAGAACGACAAGAACGACAAGAACGACAAGAACGACAAGAACGACAAGAACGACAAGAACGACAAGAACGACAAGAACGACAAGAACGACAAGAACGACAAGAACGACAAGAACAUUUAACCACGAUUGCAUGCGCGGACAGUGAACGACAAGAGGAAGGGCGUUUCCCAGGGGAAAAAGUGUGCACGCGAUUUCCCUGCUCUUCUGCCUGUUCCGCCAGCUGGUUCAGCGCGGUUAAAAAGCAGUCUGACAGGCUGGCCCUCGUCCAUUCCGGCGACAUGGCCGGCCCACCUGAGCUGAUGUGA